UCCACGAUCGACGAAGUGGAUUGUCAUUAUAUGCCGUAGGCCAGGGUAAUGUUUGAAUUUGUGUUGGGCUCAAUCGGCUGAUCUGCACAUUUGUCCUGCCACUCUUCACGCAAUCCUCCACUUUAUUUUCUUUUGUUUAAACAAUCUUCCAUAACUGUGAAUUUACAAGGAAAGGCGAUUGGCUAAUGUCAUGUUAAUGCCAAUUGCGCGCGGCUUUGGCAUGUAUGGUGGAGUUAUGGAUAAUGAUUGAUGCCAUGGUUAGGCCUGUAUCAUAGAGCUCCUUUUUUAUAGCUCCAUAGUUAUAUCGACAUGAUCGACAUGGUCAUCUGGUCAUCAUACUUCAUAGACCUGCAUCUAGGGUGUGUGUAAAAUCAUAUUGAAAUUGGAAGAUUUGGAACUGUUACAGUGUUAGGGGGAAGAGUUUCAUUUAAGGAUGCCAGUACAGUGACUUAACCAUCAGAAAGCAAAAACAUGUCCAGAAAAGUACAAUUUAGGAGGGAAAAUACCAAGUCGUUACUGACAAGUGACAUGACUGAGAAAACACUUUCAAGCCAGUCCCUUGGGCUUGUGCACAGGGUGUAAAGUGGCGUCCGUAUAUGCAACUCUUUCCUUGUCGGGGUUAAUAUAAUAAUCAUAAAGCCAAUGCAGUUUACCAAUCACGCAGGUCUAAAGUUCAGGCGAUCAUGCAGAUCAACCAAUUGCACCUUGUGUGGACACUCAUGGAGGAAUGUUUGUGUCGAUUCAGUUCUUUACUUGACCCUAUCUCCGUAGGGUGUGUGUAAAAUUAUAUUGUAAUUGGAGGAUUUUCUAAUCAGAAAAAAGUGUCAGUUCAAAUGACCAAUAUGAAGUUAGUUACUUACAUUUAUUCCAUCCAUGGCCGUUUGACAGUAACUAGUCUGAUAUUCAAUGUUGAAUAUUUAAGUAACAAUUUGACAUUCUGCGUGUGAUCCGGAUGCACCCCCCUCCCACCAGCUAGUAUUCUGGUUGCAACAGAAGCGAUGGAGUGCAAAACUUAAAAAACAAGCUUCACCACAAUGCACAUCAAUUCAAAUCAAAUUAAUUUCACUUUAUUUCCACAUGCGACAAAAUGUUGGAUAUGUAGUGCAAAGCAGAAGAAAGUGUAUAAAUAAUACAUACAGUAUGUGGAGGGAUCUCAUAAAAAGCAAAGCUUGCUGAGAAUGGGAACCCUAUUUACAGAUUUCAGCAAGUUUCAUGAGUGAGAGAUUUUAAGAAAUCAUUAAUGAUAACAAUGCCUUUUACAUGUACAAUGUCUAAACAGAAAUAUUGAUUCAUGAAUACGUGGCUUAAUCAAGAAUAGAAGGUAGAUACAAGGUUUUCAUUAAAUUUAAGACUACGAAAUCGAGAUCAAUUGGGAAAUUCCAGCGAGAGGAAAUGCAUACAUCAAAGUUCUAACUCGGAUUGUGACUUACAAGGAAAGCUACAUUGCUUCUUGAAGGUUGACAAGUAGCUUAUUUACAUUAUUUAUUUACAUUAGUGGCCAAAUCUUUUGUUGAAAAAACUUCAAAUUCAUUGGGUUAAAUACUGGCACUUUAACCUUCAUAAUACAUGUUGUUGAACCUCUGUGAAAAAUUUUAGUAUCAUAAAAUUCCGUCCAAAAUUAAAAAACGGUGACGUCUGGAACGUUGUGCACUUGAAAAAAAUCUCAGAAAAUCUCACAUAAACAUUUAAGAAAUUCUUAAGAUGAUAAAUUGUAAUAGAUUAAAAUUACUGGUAGCUCCACUAACACACCUAACCAUAAGUAUGUUAGAAAUUACUUUCAUAUUCUUGGGCACAUUUCAAACAAGUUCAUUUUUGCAUUUACAUUAAGCCAGAGUAAAAUUUCAUCAGUGGGUGAGUAAAACUGAGAAUUUUGAAUCAGAAUAUUGGGAUUUUGAUGAAAUUCCAUUUAUAACGAAAUCUGAGGUAAAAAAAAAUAUUGCUCUGGCAAGGCACCAGAGGCAAAAAAUUGAAGUGCACCAUGUUGGGGCCCGGGGCUGCUCCACGUUAGGGUACAUCAACAAUAUCUGAUGUUUUCAUCAAAACUUUUUCAGUCAAUCAAAAUGAUGUACAUGUACAUCAAGACCAUGCCCCGGGAUAAACUUCUUUUCAAAGUGUUUCUGUCCUCCUUAGCAACCCCUGCCUCUAUUUCAAGCAGCGUAAUGCAGUAUUCCAUGGACACGGCUUUGACUAAACUCUUGUUGUUGGAAUUCUUCACUUGCAAACCACAGUAGGAAAGUGAAUGCAUCACACCAAACUUUUCUCUAAUUGAAAUAAAAUACCCAAACCCCAUUCCCAGCCUCAAGCUUACAUUGAGCUGAUCUCAUGGGGUUUUGGGGGUCAAACAAGCCCUGUAAGUGACAUUUUUUAUACCAACAUUAUUAUUGUUUUGUUGCAUUCCAUUGUUUCUACUACAACCAGAAUGCCAGCAUAGGGCUUUGUUAGGGGUGUGCAUCCUGAGCACUUGACGAAUGUCAAACUGUUGCUUAUGCAGCACUGAAUAUCAAAAGGUUCCUUGUUCAACAUUGAAUGUCGAACAAGGAAUAAGUAACUUCACACUGCCGUUCAAAUGGCUUACGCCGUGUACAUGUGUGGUACACCUGUCCUCUUAGACCUUGCCUAUUUAAAAUGCGCUUGAACCAUUUUUCAAAAAGAGAACACUUGACACCCUGUGCACAAACCCUAUGAGACUGGUCUGAAAAGUUCAUAGAUCCUUUUCACAGGAUUUCAAGUGAUGUCCUGAUAUGGAACUCUUUCGAAAUUUUUUUUAGUUGAAAAAAAACAUAAAAAAGCUUGGCCUUUGGAUUCCGUAGCCUUUGUUUGUUUGAUAAGUUAGGCCAUGUGUUCUUUCUUUUAUGGUCCCAUGAUACCAGCAACCUUUGUGACCUUUAAUCAUGAAACAAGAGUUGCCUGUACCAGGAUAUUUUGCUAAGUGAUAAAUCAUGGACAACACGGAAGGGGAAGAUGAAACUCAUAAAAGUAGCUGCCAGUAGGCCUAGGCCUCACAGUCUGAACCAUGAGCUAAUCUAUGUCUAUUGAAGUCUAAUUGAUGAAUGGCUGAGGUGACACAGCAGUAGGGGUGCGGUUUGUUUGAGGCACCCAACGGAUACUGUGACAGAGAGCUCGUCUGUUCAGCAAAGGGCUUUGGAGUGGAGAUUUGCACUUACGAUACAUUCAGACUCUCCAUUUAUUGGCGUUCUGACCAGGAAAAUAACACUGCUAUAGAGAGAGAAAAAUGCAUGUGCUUCUGGUCUAACCAAUCUGUGACUUGGACUGACCACUGUGCCACAGGUUUAUUUUUGGUAGGGAAUGAUCCUCAACCAUGAAACUCCGACCGCUCUCUUCAUCAACUGUCGGCUGUCUGCCCUGUCAGACUUCAAAUUAGCGUAGGUUUUGGAUGUACACUGCCAAUGCUUGCUGAUCUUGAGCAACAGUUUAUCAUCUUGCCACGACUCUUGGGACCAUUUCUCAAGUCCUUCAGCAGGAUUAAUGCUUUUUUGAAAUGUUGAUAGCACGUGGAAUGAGUAAUUUCCAGGUUUUAAUCCAUGCAAUUCAAGACUCACUAUGUUGACAGAGAGCACACAGUUGUCAGUGGUAAUUGUUCAGUGACUGAAUUUGACUGUCUUACUUUUGGCUCUGAAUUGACAUGCAUGUGCUUGGCUAACACUGGUUGACCAGAAAUGGGUGUGACGUUAAGUGCCUGAGAAAAAGUCAGCUGACCUGCAGAGGAAGACCUGUGUUUGAAGUGUCAUUGAUACAGAGACAUUUGUAAAGACUUACCAUGGCGGUGAAUAAGAAAUCCAAAGAUAGUGGCGCCAGCUGCAUGAACAUUAACAGCAUCUCCCAACAAACGUCCAUUAGUAAAUGGGUGUGGAACCGUCCCAUCGCCCACCCAGCCUCCGUGUGCACCGCGUCAGCCGUCGGCGUUCAUUUGCGGGCCAACGUGGGGUCUUGUCAGCGCCGACUGCUCAACGAGAUCUCCUGCUGUCUGUAUGGCCGGGUGGCACCAUCGGGCUUCUCGGAUUUUUCCAAGCAGAACGGCCACGAGGCAAUCUUCAACCUGGAGUUCUCCCCCCAUGGUGAUAUUCUUGUGGCAGCAUGUGAGGAGAAUAGCAUGUUGCUAUUUGAUCCGUUGACCACCAAGCAUAUAACAGCAGUCCGAAACGCUCACUCAGACUGUGUCAACUGCAUCAGAUUUCUGGACAGCAGAACGUUUGCAUCAGGGUCUGACGACACCACCAUUGCAUUGUGGGAUAUCCGCAACCUGAAGCAGAAGGUGCGGUGCCUGCAUGGACAUAGCAACUGGGUCAAGAGCAUCGAGUACUGCCAGCGGACGCGACGGCUGGUCACCUCGGCGUUUGACGGCAACGUGGUCUCCUGGGACAUCAACAGCUAUGAGGAGAAGGGCACACCACACGAAAAAGUCUUUUACAUCGAGUCGCUGAUGCGGACACGCCUCACACCCGACUGCACCAAGCUGGUCAUGUCGACAGCUGGGGGGUUCUACAUCCUCAUCCACGAUCUCGACCUCUCCACCCUGAACUCCGACCUGGCUGGCAUUAACUUCACCCGCCACAUCCAGCUGGACAGUCUGGGGGAGGAGGUGGAGGGAACGCCCGCCUGGGUGUGCCGCCGGGCUGGCCAGAGUCCAACGAGGCGGGGCCGGAAUCGGAUGGAGCUGGUGGCCGACUUCCCAGAGGGCAGCAAGGCAUCGUGCAUCUCGUCCCUCGUGGUGCAUCCUCAGGGGUGGGCCAUGAUAUCCAGAUAUACCACUAGAGAUGACGACGCUGAGUGGACGUGCGUUCAUGAUCUUCAAGACCCUGUGGACAUACAAUCUGAGGGUGAGACAACGGGGUCCUCCACCCAGCCAGCCAAGCGGCUCAUGUACUACACCAGGGAGCCCACGGAUGGCCGGGGCUAUAUCAAGGAGCUGAGCGUCAGCCCCGACGGCCGCCUCAUCUGCUCCAGCUACGGCUUCGGCAUCCGCCUGCUGGCCUUCGAUGACCACUCCAGCGAGCUGUGCGACAUCCAACCCCAGGCCGUGCGUGAGCUGCGGCAGGUCAAGUUCCUGGUGCGGCACAAGAGCACGGUGCUGACCUCGCGAUUUUCACCCACCCACUGCUUACUGGUGUCCGGGAGCAUGUGCGGGAGGGUGGCAUUCUAUCAGCCCAAACUGUGAACCUCUUCAGUGCCUGUGAUGACCAUCGAUAAAAAAACUCAAACUGUGUACAUUUUAUAGAGGUAUUUAUAAAUGUUUUCUAUCCGCCAGGCUAAAACUGUCUCCACACUACCUGUAGCUGUUUUGUUCCAUUUGGAACAUCCCUUUGGAAUUUUGAGAAUGUAGCUUGUCUCCAACAGGAAGGCGGUCUCCUUCAAUCAUUAUUGGAGAGUGGAAUAGACUAUAUAGUCAAUAAGGGCAGGCUUUUGCAGACUUUACACAUUGGCAUAAAUUAACAUAUCCAACAUUUUUAUUGAGUAAGUUCUGCCAGCAAGUUCAUAAAGCAUUUUACUUAUGCACACUUGGUGAAUCUUGCAACUUGUGUGACAAAAGUUUGCAAAGCUAAGCACAGUCAAUCUUGGCAGUCAUUGAUAAGUGAGCAACUUUGCUGGCUAAUACAAUCAGUGUAACAUCCAUCAUCCCACAACUUGUCCAGGUUGAUUGCCCAAAGUCAGAACUUUCCUGUCAAGGAGAAUGACCAAAUGAAAUGAUGCCAAAGUAAGAUUAUUUUGAGACUUGCCAACCGACUAAAACAAAGCUUUUUCAAAAUAGCAAGCAGAGGUACUUGUAAGUCAGUGACUGUUUGGUGCCUGGCAAGUCACAAAAGGUGUGACUGUCCCCAUCCUUAUUGUCCAAAAUAUUUCAAACAUCAGGCAGCUUUGCCAAGCUUUGUGAAGAUAUAUUGCACAGCUGUGCAAUAUAUUUGCUGCACAAAUCCAAUUUCUGAGCAUUUACUGUUUCCAAUGGGAUCAGCAAGUUUACAGAAAUUCCGGGAGGGGGACUCAACCUGCUUCCUUUGUGUAGGGACCAUCAACUGUAGAAUUGUCAGCACUUCUAGCAAAUUCAGCGCACCAUUUUUCCACCUACACCGAUUGGGUAUUCCUCUAAUAGUCAAUUAUGUAAUCCACUGGUAUGACCAAAGUACAAUAGUUCUUGCACCAAGUGCAGUGCCGUAGUUUGGUUUUCUUCAUUGUGUAGUUCUGGGCCCAAUUUUAAGGCACUAACUCAGCACAUGAUUUUACACUAACAGAGACUCUGUAUAUUUCAUGGAGACUGUAAGCAGUAAGCAUGACAGAAGGCACGCUUACCUCGGAGGAAAAAUUGACUUAAUGCAGUGACAAAACAGUGGAAAUCUCCACUUGCAACGCAACCAUAAGUACAACCACGCUGAGCGCAGUGCUCAGUGCAGUGCUCAGCGUGGUUGUGCUUAUGGAAAAUUGCUUACGGUUCGCAAAAUUUUCUGCAAUAGUAAGCAUGGCUUUUUCUGCUGACUGUUAAGCGGUGGUAUGACAUUUUGCCCUGGUCAGACCACUGUAGAUUGAGGGAUAUAUUUAUAAGUGACCUUGCAGAGAAUGCAAGGCCGAGCAGAUUUAAAAUUAUACCAGUGGAAAAGCCAGGAACUGUCAGAGACAUUAUCUGUACAGUCUAGGUAUUUUGACAGUAUAGACCUUUAUGAUAUGGAAAGUAUUGUAAAUCGAGUCCAUCAGAAGGACUUUCACAAGACCAGUCAUGAGUAACAGGUUGAACAAUGACAAAGGGAUGCUUUUGUGACAGUUCACUUGCAUUGUGACUUAGCUUCAGAGCGGAUGACAGGUGAUGGACUUCAGCCUGCGAUGGACCCGACCACAAUGUGAGCUGGCUGUCUUUAUGACCAACUGACUGGCAUCUACUCUCUGUGAUAAAAUCAACUAGGAGCUGUUGGUCAGUUAACAGCCUCUUUUCAGACCCACAGGCUUUGCUCAAUUGCGGGUGAUCACAUUUAUAGGACCUUCGCUUACGGUGCUUGGGCAAAAAAGAAAUGUGUAGACUUAGUUCCUGAAGCAGGUAUGUAUCAAGGUGUGGGGUCGGUGGCGGGGUUCAAACAGGAUUUUUUUUACCAACGUUCCCAUUUUUUCAAGCAACCCACAGAAAGGUGGUACUGGUUUCAAAAAAAAUAUUUACACAUCUUCAUGGAAGACACCCCCCCCCACUGGAUACAUACUGCCCUGGAAAGCCUAGACCUAGUUUGGUUGGCUACUGGCUGUGUUGUAUGAGUGACAGAUUGCCUCUUCUGCAAAUAGCUGAACUGAUUGAGAAAACACUGCCCUUGAUCAGAACAUUUCUAUCCUCACAAGGCUUCUGGAACUAGGAAAAUUAAAAUUUCUACUUCUUUAAAAUGAUAUAAAAGAUAAGAUAUAAUGACUUUUUGAGGGAUGCCACACAAGAAUUUGGUAUUUGAUACACUUUGAAAACUUCUCUAGAGGAACACCGUCAAAUUAUUGACCUCACUAAGUGCAGAUGUAUGUGUAGCCAUUUUGCCCAUCUGCAUGUAUUUUAUUGUCCAAAUUAUGUAGCCUUAUUUUAUAUUCCUUACAUGCACCACUUUUAUCGUGGCCAUCCAUUUCUACAUGUUUUUAACCGAUUUCUCACCAGUUGAAUUGGACCUUUGGCUGGGGUGAAUUUUGCAGCCAUAAACCUUUCACUUGGUCGCCGUUGGAACGUUCAGCAACUUGUGCUUUUUUAACAGGUGUGGUGUUUGGUUCUGUUCUCAAGUUUGAAGUCAGAAACAUUUUUGUUUUGUAAGUGUCUUAACACACCCCUCAUUUUUCAGACAACCAUUGUAUAUUUCUUGGUUACUGCUUAUGUAGAGCGUAAGAGAGGACUUGGCACAUCAAUGCUAGCAGAAUCAUUUUUUUAAGGGCAAAGUCUGUUCCAGAUACAUACGCAGCCAGGUGACAUGCAUAAGUUCAUCGCUUCACCUGGAAACACUGGUAUAAAAAUGACAAUAGCAUACCAUUUCAAACUUUGUCUAAGAAGUUACAAUAUUCACUUUAUAUUAUGAGUUCUUCUCACAUUGUAUCACUAGGAAAACUGCAGUAUUUGUUGCUUCACCCUGUGAAGUUAGUCUUGUCUGGCACAGUUUGUUGUCACCCUUUUCCCAGAGCUGGAAUUUUUUGUCAGAGUCACUUGGCUGCACCUGCAGAUAAUACAUACAUGUAGAGAAGCUAGUGACUGUUGAAUGCAGCCAUGUUCCGUAGACAUGCGUACUGUGCUUGCCGUAGCCAGUUCAUAGCCAAUUUUUAGACAGCUAUAAAGUCAAUCUUGUGUCAUCAGUGACAGGCCAACAGUCUGGUCACAAGUAACAAGUGAUGAACUUUGGCAAAGGAAAGCUUUUGUCAAUCUCCCGUUUGACCUGUGUGACUCAAGCCUGGAUGAUUUGCAGCGGCAAGUUACUGAAUUAGUGUGACUGACUUGAAUUGACCUGAUUUCAACUCUGUUGUUUUCUUAACAAUGGGAAUGUGCAACCAUACACAUACAUGUACAAUGCAAAGCCAUCAUGUGCUUAGUUGAUGGAAUAUUCAAGUGUUUGAUUUGAUGAUGAAGAGUAACAUGCGGUUUAUCAGUUAACAAUUGUCGAAACUGCUUUCAUGUGAGACAUGCUUUUGUUCAUAACCCAAGGGAUACUAAUUAGAUGCUGAGAUUGGAAAAUUUCAUCAGGUUGUGCAAGUGUUGACAAACUUUCUUCAAAUCCUCAGUGGAUGGAACAAUAAUGUGGCUCAACACUUCUGCGUGCGACAUUGCAUGUGCAUUUUGUAGGUGUACAUGUACAUUGUCUAAGGUACAAGUUCAGGUGCAGUACGCACAGUGCCUAGGGCCUAUGCAACAUUGAGGGGUCUACAAACAGUUUGAGGGCUUUCAGCAUACCACAGUGCGCCACAAAGACCCUAUUCCUUCACUUACAACCAUGCACUAGUGCCUUAGGCGAAGUAGGGUCUAUGUGAUACAUGGCAUUCAAAGUAAAGCCAAGUGUGGCAUUAGCCCAGGUUGUACGCCAGUCUUUAUUACGUCACGAUUGACGUAAUGUAGUACGGUCAAGGAGUCCACCUGUGUUACGGUGCCACUCCCCCCCCUCACCAGGCUCUAGGGAUUAAAAAGCGCAUGUUGCACAUCAGAGCAGUAUACAAUUUUCACUCGUUGAAGUCCAAUAGGCAAAGGUUGCGACUUCCUCUGAAUUUAAUUCAUCUCUCCAACCUUUGAUAACUGUGACCUGUUCUUCCAGACAUGAGGUUGAGAGGUUGCAGGACUGUGUUGUCAAAAAUAUGUCCCCUUCACAUGAGCCCUGCUGAUGCAUACAAUGAAUUGCACAAUCUCCAUGGUAAUCUGUGACAUGGUUUGUCAAAGUCGGUACUGUUUGGCCAGGAAGUCAUUUUUUGCUAUCUGCAAUAUUAGUAAAAUGUACAAAUGUAUGUUAUGUUUGUGCUAUUUCAAUCACUUCUUCUUUUUUCUUUCUCUUUUUAAGUUGAGUAUCCCAAAUUUAAGCUAUUAAAAUCUUGAUUUUAUUGAAUCGGGAAUCUCGACUGUACAAAUGAGAGAUAGGCCUUUAAAGUUUGACUUUAGUGGAAAAAUAAUACUUCAUCAAUGAAAUAUCAGUUUGACAAAGUCGUCACAAAUUGCCCAGAAUCUAUUAAUGAAAAUCCCCCCCCUCAUCAUUUUUCAGCUGUUUCUCCAUUCGUAGCGGUCCCCAAUGACACCUGACAUUUGACAUACAUGUAUCUCGUCUCACUAGAUACACAGGCAGAGUGACUGAGGUCAUGUUAUGUAUGCUGGUUAUUUUAUAAAAUGGAAAUGUCACGGUGACAGUCCGAAAGUAGUGAAAUAUCCAAGACCUAAUGUAACAACUUGAUACUGAGGUACAUUAUAUCAGUACAGAUAGAAACACUUCAGCACUACCAGUAUACAGUAACAAGAAUUCCCCUAAUUUUUUAGAUAUUAAAGUCGCCAUUCCUUUGGGAAAAAAGGAGGUUUGGGUUGAUUUUGCUUGUCAUGUGUAGUAUUUAUUCUUUCGCAGAAUCUAUUUUUUUUGCAAAAUUGUAUGAAUUGUUGAGUGACUACAUGUACAUGGAGUUGCUGUGCACUUGGUAUUUGUUGGUAAUUGAACACUGUUGACAUAUUUUUAUUCUUAAAAGAAUCAUGUCAGAGACAUUUUCGUUGUAAACAUUCUAGCCUCUUAAAUUUUGUUUUGCGUAAAAUUAUAAUUUCUUAGACAGAUUUGUCCCACAGUGUCUCUUUUAAAAAUUUCGAAAUGUUUGUAGUUUGCUUUCACAGCAUCAGAUCUCCAGAACGAACCUUAAAAAUGGUGGUUUCUUAAGUAUCAUUUCACAAAAAGAAAGAAUAAAUUGAACUCACAACUCA
Messenger RNA from Acanthaster planci (crown-of-thorns starfish), 10387 nucleotides. Its product is annotated as DDB1- and CUL4-associated factor 10-like. Gene Ontology annotation, molecular function: protein binding. Gene Ontology annotation, cellular component: Cul4-RING E3 ubiquitin ligase complex. Lineage: Eukaryota; Metazoa; Echinodermata; Asteroidea; Valvatida; Acanthasteridae. The record is from RefSeq and is a predicted model, not a curated record.